AUGAGGAUCAUGUUAGCUCUUGUAGCAUCAAAAGGAUGGGAGAUUCACCAUCUUGAUGUAAAAUCGGCAUUCCUUCAUGGUAAGCUUCAAGAAGAUGUCUAUGUUGAACAACCUGAGGGAUUUGUUAAAGUCGGGUGUAAAAGAAUGGCUGUGUAUCGACACAUAAUUGGUGAUGAACUGAUUGUCAUCGGUGUGUAUGUCGAUGACUUGAUUGUAACGAGUUCAAGUGUAGAUAUCAUUAAACGGUUUAAAGCUGCAAUGUCAACCAAGUUCGAGAUGUCAGACCUUGGUAUACUUAGGUAUUACUUGGGUAUUGAAGUAUACCAAAGCAUGAGGGGUGUAAUUGUUACUCAAGAAGCAUAUGCAAAGAAAGUUCUAAAAGAUCCAGGGAUGAGUAAUUGCAAUCCUACAUUGAUUCCUAUGGAUUGUAAUAAGAAAUUCACAAAAGCACAAGAUGAAAAAGAGGUUGAUGCUACCGAGUAUAGAAGCUUGGUGGGAAGACUAAGAUAUCUAUUACAAACUAGACCCGAUCUUGGAUUAUCAGUUGGAAUUGUUAUUCGUUACAUGCAAACACCGAAAUUAUCAAUUAUGGCAGCGGUUCAACAAAUACUACGGUAUAUGAAGGGAACUAUCGGGUAUGGUAUUUUCUAUCCACAUGAGAAUCAUGGAAAGUUAAUAGGAUAUAGUGACAGUAGUCAUAAUGCGGAUGAAGAUGAUGGAAGAAGCACUACAGGGCAUGUAUUUUAUCUUGGAAAGUCACCUAUUACUUGGUGUUCACAGAAACAAGAUACAGUGGGAUUGUCUUCAUGUGAAGCGGAGUAUAUGGCUGCUUCAGUAGCAAGUUGUCAAGCUGUUUGGUUAAAAGAUUUGAUAGAAGAAGUGUUUGGGACAACCCAACUUGAUGAAAAUUCAGAGGUCAUGAAUUUGUUGGAAAAACAGUACUCAUCAAUGUCUUUCGGCAGAGAAGUGGUGUCGAGCUCAAAAGAUCCCACAAGAAUGCUUACUUGUUCUUCCUCGUUCGUUUUACUAUCAGGACACGGUGAGAGAAUCUAUAAAGCUAGAUGA
This is a messenger RNA of Lactuca sativa (garden lettuce), 1065 nucleotides long. Lineage: Eukaryota; Viridiplantae; Streptophyta; Magnoliopsida; Asterales; Asteraceae. The record is from RefSeq and is a predicted model, not a curated record.